AUGGAUGCAGGUUGCAUGAUAAUCGUGUUAUCGUCAGAUAAUUGUUAUCGUAAGAUAAUCGUGUUAUCGUUAGAUGAUCGUGCUAUCGGUCAACAACUACAACCAGACUUAAGAGCAGUAACUGAUGCAGUGACUGCUGCAGUCACUGCAGCAGUCACUACAACAGUCACUGCAGCAGUCACUGCAACAGUCACUGCAGCAGUCACUGCAACACUCACUGCAGCAGUCACUGCAGCAGUCACUGCAACAGUCACUGCAACAGUCACUGCAGCAGUCACUGCAACAGUCACUGCAACAGUCACUGCAACAGUCACUGCAACAGUCACUACAACAGUCACUGCAGCAGUCACUACAACAGUCACUGCAGCAGUCACUGCAACAGUCACUGCAGCAGUCACUGCAGCAGUCACUGCAUCAGUCACUACAACAGUCACUGCAACAGUCACUGUAGCAGUCACUACAGCAGUCACCGCAACAGUCACUGCAGCAGUCACUGCAGCAGUCACUGCAGCAGUCACUGCAGCUGUCACUACAACAGUCACUGCAACAGUCACUGCAGCAGUCACUGCAGCAGUCACUGCAACAGUCACUGCAGCAGUCACUGCAGCAGUCACUGCAACAGUCACUGCAGCAGUCACUGCAACACUCACUGCAGCAGUCACUGCAGCAGUCACUGCAACAGUCACUGCAACAGUCACUGCAGCAGUCACUGCAACAGUCACUGCAACAGUCACUGCAACAGUCACUGCAACAGUCACUACAACAGUCACUGCAGCAGUCACUACAACAGUCACUGCAGCAGUCACUGCAACAGUCACUGCAGCAGUCACUGCAGCAGUCACUGCAUCAGUCACUACAACAGUCACUGCAACAGUCACUGUAGCAGUCACUACAGCAGUCACCGCAACAGUCACUGCAGCAGUCACUGCAGCAGUCACUGCAGCUGUCACUACAACAGUCACUGCAACAGUCACUGCAGCAGUCACUGCAGCAGUCACUGCAACAGUCACUGCAGCAGUCACUGCAGCAGUCACUGCAACAGUCACUGCAGCAGUCACUGCAUCAGUCACUACAACAGUCACUGCAACAGUCACUGCAGCAGUCACUGCAACAGUCACUGCAACAGUCACUGCAGCAGUCACUGCAACAGUCACUGCAACAGUCACUACAGCAGUCACUACAGCAGUCACUGCAACAGUCACUGCAGCAGUCACUGCAACAGUCACUGCAACAGUCACUGCAGCAGUCACUGCAACAGUCACUGCAACAGUCACUGCAGCAGUCACUGCAGCAGUCACUGCAACAGUCACUGCAACAGUCACUGCAACAAUCACAACAUCAGCCUUGAUUAAACAUUCGACUGCUUCAGUGAAUCAGUUCGACUGCUCAGUGAAUCAGUUCGACUGCUCAGUGAAUCAGUUCGACUGCUCAGUGAAUCAGUUCGACUGCUUCAGUGAAUCAGUUCGACUUCUCAGUGAAUCAGUUCGACUGCUCAGUGAAUCAGUUCGACUGCUCAGUGAAUCAGUUCGACUGCUCAGUGAAUCAGUUCGACUGCUCAGUGAAUUAGUUCGAUUGCUUCAGUGA
Procambarus clarkii (red swamp crayfish) is the source of this 1584-nucleotide messenger RNA. The record is from RefSeq and is a predicted model, not a curated record. NCBI's taxonomy places the organism in Eukaryota, Metazoa, Arthropoda, Malacostraca, Decapoda, Cambaridae.